CUACGGAGAUAGCAACAACCAAAAUUCACAAAGAACAUCGGAGUUGCUGAUUGCUUUUGUGAAUUUUUGCUGUCGCUACUCUCCGUGGGAUUUCUAUUGCUUUGUGAAUUUUUGCUGUCGCUACUCUCCGUACGAUUUCUUGUUUCACAAAGCCCGCUGCUCUUCUUGGAGCCUGCUGCAGUCGCGAACUCCCCGCUUCAGUGAGGUCGAAGUCUCGAAGAUGGCUGCUGUGGCAGGUGCGUCCGCGUCCUCGUCGGCUGUGAAGGCCGUGGCGGCGGCCAUUGCACCGGCCAACAAUCCUUCCUCUCAUAAUAAGGCCGGAGGAAGCUGCGUGUCCUUCCCAGGCACUUGCGGCGGAGGACAUUCUCUGUGCCACCGCUCGAGAUCCCAGAGCUGUUCCAGAUGGUCUUUCGCUGUCCGCGCCGCCACGACCUUAACUAAUAACUUCAAGACCUUGAGCCAUAUGGGAGAUCGCAGCCUUGUGAAGGUGAAGUCGGCAGAGGAGAAAUCGAUUGGAGGGAUCUUGCACCCAACGUCGGGACAGUGGAAACCUACCGGCGGCGAGGUUGUUGCGGUCGCAGAUGGCCGGCUACCGGUCGUAGGCGACAAGAAAGUGGGCGGCAGUAUCGAUCGCGGAAGGAAUGUGGUGGUUGCAAAGUACGCGGGCAGCCAGUUAGGAAUCAACGGCCAGGAUCAUGUCCUCGUCAGGAAGGACGAGGCUGCUGUCGGCGCGAUGGUCUCCGAUGACGUCAACGAAAUGAAGCCCCUCGGGGAUAGGGUUUUGAUCAGGCUUGCGGAGGCUGAAGAGAAGACAGCUGGCGGAGUGUUGCUGACGGAAAGCACCAAGGAGAAGCCGUCCAUUGGAACGGUUGUUGCUGUUGGCUCGGGUCAGAUUGCUGAGGACGGCAGCCGAAGACCUCUUGAUGUUGCCGUUGGUGAUAAUGUGAUGUACUCGAAGUAUGCUGGUCAAGAGUACAAGAGUGCUGAUGGCACGCAGUAUGUAGUUGUCCGAGCCAGUGACAUCAUGGCGUUAAUGUCCUGAGGCUUUGGGUCGCCCGCAGUUUUUUUUUCCUUUUUGUGUUUUGUCGAGUUCUGUCCGAGCAUCCUUUUCCUCUCUUCCUUUCUGUCGAUGAUGAAUGAUCAAUCAACGAAGCUCUCUUGCGGCUGUAAUGUAGCAUUGGGGGAGGCGAUUUUGUUGGUCGUUGUUGGGCCGCAGGCUUCCUCCGUCAGGAGUUCUAAAUGUACCACCUGUCAUGGUUGGCGAUCAACCAUUCUUUUUUUUUUUUUUUUUUUUUUUUUUCCAACCAUUCUUCUGUCCGGACGUGUAGUUGUCAUUAAGGAAGCUGAUUUGGAGUUCCAGUUUGUUGAAUGCCAGCAGGCGGAGUAUUUUGUAUAUGACAACGAGAUUGAGAAAAAUAGACCGUUGCUUUGUUGUGGGGAAAAAAAAAGAAUAAACAAAUAAAAAUCACAAAG
This is a messenger RNA of Chara braunii, 1473 nucleotides long. NCBI's taxonomy places the organism in Eukaryota, Viridiplantae, Streptophyta, Charophyceae, Charales, Characeae. The record is from the annotation of a GenBank genome assembly.